Fusarium vanettenii 77-13-4 is the source of this 2676-nucleotide messenger RNA. RefSeq lists its product as uncharacterized. The record is from RefSeq and is a predicted model, not a curated record. The transcript is spliced from 3 exons. Lineage: Eukaryota; Fungi; Ascomycota; Sordariomycetes; Hypocreales; Nectriaceae. Gene Ontology annotation, molecular function: ATP binding; ATP-dependent chromatin remodeler activity. The coding region runs from base 1 to 2676 and encodes 891 amino acids.
AUGCCUUCUUCCCGUCGCAAACUCGAGGAGGAGCAGGUUCCCCCUUGGGAACCUGGUAGAUACAUGUUUGAUAUCGAGGCCGAAAACGCCAGGGCCGCGCAGAACCGACGCAACGAGCGAGAGGGGAGGGGAGGCCAGAGUGAGACUGCUGCUAGCUCCAACGAGGCUGAGGGAGCCACAGACGACUGCUUUCAGCUGCAGCACUUGGUGACCCGCAAAUCUGACAACCCCCAGCCGAUGAUGGUCGGAAUUGGCGAGACAUCAGUGCAUUUCCUUGACCUCCUGAAGUCUCCAGAGUUUCUCCAAGCCCUUAACCAUCUCACUGCCUCCGACACUGGGCCCACGAUUCUACCCCGUCUCCAGACCGAGCUCAAACCAUGGCAGGCCGUCGGUGUCACCAAACUUCUGCAAUCAACCGAGUCCAUGUUCAAGGGAGCCUUGCUUUGCGAUGAAGCCGGCAUGGGCAAGUCUCUCACGGCACUGACAGCUGCUCUGAUCAAGCGGAAGCAGAUGCUGCCACGCUGUGGCUUUGUCCUCGUUGUUUGCCCUGCUGAGGGUGUUCACCCAUGGUGUUCCGAAAUCAAGAAGCACUUCAAGAAGGAUGAUCGGCCAUCUUACAUCAUUCUUGACAGCGACAACAUCCGGUGUGAUCAGCUUUUGCAAUUUGAAGUUGUCAUCUGCUCUACUUCCUUUCUCGUCAAGAAAUUUGUAGAUCACCAGGAAUUCGUGUGCUUCUACGACACGAUUCACGCCCUCGACAUGCCUGUGGCACAGCAACGCUUUCUUCACCAAAAGCUGGUGCAUCCCAAGUUUCCGCUCCAUUCUGAGUUGUACAAGAUCAUCAACCGGAAUAUUGCUGUCUUGAUCCUGGACGAGUCACACAUCGCCCAUGAUGAAAGCACUCUGCUCAACGCUGCUGUGCGUUCGCUCGAGUAUCACCACGCGUUCUUGAUUUCUGGGACACUCAGGAAGAGCUCCUGGCGGGAUCUGGCGGGCCAGUCCAUGAUACUUCCUGGUAGCCCGAUUCAGAACAUGGAGAAAUUUGACGAGAUCUUCAAGACGGCCCAAUUAACCUCGGUCGAUGGCGACGGAUCGAUGCAAACAGCUGCAACCUGGAACAUGCUCUCACGCUACUUCAUGGGCCAAAUAGUCAGCCGUCCUAGUUCAGUUCCGCCCAUUCCUGACUGUACAAUGCAAGUCACAGUGCCCUCCGAGCCACAAGAUCGUCUCAUGUACCUGAAGAUUACCUUUCUGGUGCUGGAAGGAAAGAAGCUCAUCAAGGACCCAAAGACUGUCAGCCGUGGACUAGCGAUUCUCAAGAAGGCACAACAACUCGCCUGCCACCCGGCUGUCUGCAGCCACCAUGCCAUCAGUAUCGGAAUAGACGAGAACCUGACGGUUUUUCAUCCCUUUGCCGAGUUUGAGACGGAUGUGAUGAAGAAGCUCGACUUCUUCCUUGACAGCUGCUUUGAACCUGACCAGGCUGUUAACGAUGGCAUGCUCAUGGAGAUGUGCAACUCCAGCGAUUCUCUACCCCUUGGUCAGCCUCUGUAUGGCCCAUGGCCCAAGGACGCCUGGAAGCAGCUGGACAUUCGUCAACGACAGCUCGUUACCGAUGGGAAAGCCAAGCUGAGCUCCAUGACGGCCGAUGAGUUUUCUCGAUUCAAGAAGUAUUUGUAUUCCCAGCCUUGCGCUUUCAACAAGUGGCAUCUCUUUCUUCGACUGGGGCUGAAUCAUGACGAUGUCGAAUCUACAAACGACAGGGAUACCUUCUCUACCCCUGAGCUCCUGGACAGCCAGUCUUCCGUCUGUAGCGAUGAUCUCAAGGCCGCUGAGGAUUUUGCUUACCAGGACGAAGGCUUUAAGAACUACGGCAACAUUCACGACGACCGGCAAGCCCUCUCAAACAACUCAAAACAAGGAACAAAGGGAACAAAGCGCUCAAACUACUUGUGGACCAAAAAGUGGCAGGACUAUGUCUAUUACAUGGAGGAGGAUGAAUACAUGUCGCCUCGAGUACGUGCCAUCGCGUCCAAGAUCGCCGAGCUCCAUCGGCAGCACCAGGACGAAAAAGUCAUCGUGGCUUCCACCUCGGUUCUGUUUCUGGACAUCAUAUCCCGUGUGAUUGACGUCCGGGACAGAUACCUUAGGAUUGUUCGGUACGACGGCUCAGUCAAGCUCAAAUACAGGGCGGUUUACGUAGACGAUUUGAACCGACCUGUCGAUAUGGCUAAAAAGGUUGAGCUCCUUGACGCAUUGAGCAUCGCCGAUGAAGGGGGGAGAGGAAAGCUUCUUUGUGAAAUUAUGGAAGCUGAGGGCUGCCGCGUCCUCCUCCUGGAUGCCCAUGUUGCUGGCCCCAGUCUAAGUCUGACCGGUGCCUCGAGAAUCAUCUUCUGCGAGAAGUUCUGGACGCCGGGUUUGGAGGAAAAAGUCAUCGGAUGUGUCCGCCAGUUCCCUCAGGAGAAGCCAGUGCACGUCUAUCAAUUCUUUGAUGAGAUGUCAGACAUCGAUCUCCUUGUGAAGGACAUGGUCAGGGACGAGCAUGAGCCCACCCAAGAUGUCACUGCCUUCUUCAGACGAAUGGACACGGAUGUCGUUCAGGUUCCAGAAGUUUCAACUCGGGAGGAACAUUCUAUGGCCCUUGAGAAGCUCAGCGAGAACAAGGUGGUGGUCUGA